This is a messenger RNA of Aspergillus aculeatinus CBS 121060, 860 nucleotides long. RefSeq lists its product as uncharacterized. The transcript has a single exon. Bases 188 to 418 code for a protein of 76 amino acids. The record is from RefSeq and is a predicted model, not a curated record. NCBI's taxonomy places the organism in Eukaryota, Fungi, Ascomycota, Eurotiomycetes, Eurotiales, Aspergillaceae.
GCAGUAAGUUACCGGACAACAGCUAAGGCGCUGGAUCUAUUGGGAGAUCGACCUUGGAAAGUCUAGGUCGUAAUGAAUCUCGACCGUACAUAUAUGGCUGGCAACCAGAGCGAUCUGCCAACGGACCAUCACUUUGACGUACUGUACAUUUAGGAGACAGUACAGGCGGCAUGGGCUUCUCAAAGCCAUGGCAUCUGCAGUGUACUAUGUAGCGUUCCCUGCAGGAGGAUUGAUUGUCAAGGCUCUGUCUGGCACCUGGCAGUGGCUCAAUACUACGGAGUACCGAUUUGGAAACUCACGAGUAGGUGCGGGGUUACUCGAUUGCUUCCGCUGCGGCCCGGCGAAGCCCGCAAGCAGGAGACCCACUUGUCGGCACCGCUGGGAUAUGAGUUAUGAACACGAUAGACGUUCUUGUUGAGGAGAUGUUCUUUGUCAGGAGGUUCCUGGGAUGAACGUCCGUGCUCAGCCACUCUAACUCCAUGGGCUCGUGGUUCCCUCCCCUGGCCUGAUCGCUUACCCAGUUACCACACCCCCUCGGCCGGUAAACCCGUUGUGUGACUGUUACCGACGUCCAGGUGUCCGUCCUCAAGCAUAAUCUCACUGGUCACCGACCGGCUCCAAUUAUGGUAGGAAGCUCGAACUCAUGUAGCAGGACGGGAAGGCCGUAUGUAUGCAUUCUAAGUUGGUUUUCUUUUAUCAGAAAGAAGAAACAACGAUCAAUUUGAGAAACGCCUUCGCCGCUUGAUAUACACCAGUCAACCCUUGGUAGUCAUUAAACAAAAGGAAUCACAUCAGGAAUGUCCAAACGCAGAGACACACACACACACACACACACACACACACACACACACACACACACA